Molecule: messenger RNA, 4062 nt
Organism: Alternaria ventricosa
Lineage: Eukaryota; Fungi; Ascomycota; Dothideomycetes; Pleosporales; Pleosporaceae
Exons: 6
Coding region: 1-4062 (1353 amino acids)
Biological process (GO): manganese ion transport; calcium ion transmembrane transport; intracellular calcium ion homeostasis
Cellular component (GO): Golgi membrane; plasma membrane; endoplasmic reticulum
Molecular function (GO): ATP binding; P-type calcium transporter activity; ATP hydrolysis activity
Source: RefSeq, a predicted model, not a curated record
AUGGGCGUCGAUAUCGAUUAUACUUUUGUACAAGUAGCAGUGGGUCAGGAGAUGGUCGACUUCAGCGGAAACUGUGGAAAUAUGUGCGCUGGUGUUGGGCCAUUCGCUUUACAAGAGGGAUUAGUACGGGCACGGCCCGGAGAGAAGACUCUCGAUGUACGGAUCUUCAACACUAACACAUCGCGGCUCAUUGUCGAUACCGUUCAAGUAGAUGAGGACGGGUCGUUUGAUGAAGACGGAGACUACGCGAUACCAGGCGUCAAAGGAACCGGAAGCGAAGUUAAGGUUGCCUUUGUGGAUCCUGCCGGGAGCAUGACCGGAACCCUCUUUCCUACUGGGAGACGAUACGAUAAUAUUCAUGUUAAAGGGCAAGACGGGGAUGGCUUCUCUGUCAAGGCGACAUUAAUUGACGCAGCGAAUCCUUUUGUCCUAGUCGACGAACGAACAUUAGCGCCAAACCUAAGGAGAGGUAGCAAAGACACCGCCGUCUAUCUCAAGCACAUGGAGUCAAUACGAUGUACUGGCGCCGUUAUGAUGGGUCUCGUUUCUGAUGUAGACGCUGCUGCAAAAGUCCGCGGGACACCGAAGCUGGCUAUCGUUUCUUCUACUCAACCAGACGAUCGUUCUCGGGAAGAUACUCCGGACGUUCAUGUCCAGGCCUUUAGUAUGGGCAAACCCCAUCCAAGCCUGCAGCUCACAGGUGCAGCAUGCUUGGCGUCGGCAGUAUGCAUAGAGGGCACGGUAGCCCACGACGUUGCAUCCGGCGGCAAGGCACAGGUGUCCUGGCAGCCGUCUUCACCUGAGCGGACACCGAGUCCAUGCUCAGACUCUGAUGAUAGUUCAUUCGAUCUUCUGCCAAGCCAGAGGAGACUCUGGACGGAUAGGCCACGUUGGACCGCGGCGCAACAGUCGACUCCUGGCCAUGCCAACAUGUCAAAAGCAUCCACGUCCUCAUUGCCCCUCUACAAUGCCGCGGGCCUGCCCUCCAAGUCUUCGCGGUCCUCUUCGCCAAUGCUGCAGCCGCCAGACGCCAUCAAGCGCAGCACCACGCCCUCAUCAAUAACAUCCGCCCAUUCCCUCCUCUCUGCACAGGACACGGCCCACAAGCUCUCGACGUCGAUUACACAUGGCCUCUCUGCCUCCGACGCCUCGGCGCGCAUCCACACUCACGGCCUCAACGAACUCCCCCACGAAGAGCCCGAACCGCUAUGGCUCCGCUUCCUCAAGCAAUUCAAGGAGACGCUCAUCUUGCUGUUACUCGGCUCCGCUGCUGUAUCCCUAAUACUGGGCAACUUGGAUGAUGCAGUGAGCAUUGCUGUGGCCGUGACCAUCGUGGUGACAGUGGGCUUCGUGCAGGAAUACCGCUCGGAGAAGUCAAUUGAGGCGCUGAACCAGCUGGUCCCGCAUUCGGCACACAUCAUUCGCGCUGGGGUGGAGCAACCACGGAGCGGCCGCAUACCGAAUGGCACCUCAACUGACGGCUUAGAGUUGGAGAAUCUGAAAGACACCACUUCAGCCCUGUCAGCUGCGGAGCGCAAGUCAACUACGAUAUCUGCGACGUUGUUGGUACCUGGCGACCUCGUCCUCUUCCACACGGGAGACCGCAUCCCGGCCGACAUUCGUAUCACGCACGCGGCAGACCUCAGCAUCGACGAGUCGAACCUCACCGGAGAGAACGAGCCUGUCUCAAAGUCGCCAGACACCAUCACACCUCCGCCGGGCGUACAACGACCAUCUUCACCUUUCUACGCGUCCGAAGCCGCAGGAACGGUCGGCGCUGAUAUACGACUGAAUGAUCAGAAGAACAUCGCUUUCAUGGGUACAUUGGUUAGAUCGGGUUACGGACAAGGAAUCGUUGUCGGUACAGGAGGCAACACGGAGUUUGGUGCCAUUUCUGCAUCUCUGCAGCAGAUCGAAAGCCCCCGGACGCCUCUCCAACUUUCAAUGGACCGUCUGGGCAAAGACCUGAGUUACAUGUCUUUUGGAGUCAUUGCCUUAAUUGGUCUGGUAGGGCUAUGGCGCGGUUGGAAGUUCAUCGAGGUCUUCCAGAUCGCGGUCUCACUCGCUGUCGCCGCUAUACCCGAAGGACUGCCGAUUAUCGUUACUGUCACGCUUGCGCUGGGUGUGUUGAGGAUGUCCAAACGCGACGCUAUUGUUCGGAGAUUACCCAGUGUUGAAACGCUGGCUUCUGUCAAUGUCGUGUGCACUGACAAGACGGGCACGUUGACCACAAACCACAUGACCGUUACGAAGAUAUGGCAUUUUGAAGAAGCGGCACCGAUCGAUGUUAAGACGAAGCACGACUCCGAGGACCUCGAUUCGCCGACCCGUAACAUACUUCGAAUUGGCAACAUUGUCAACAACGCCCGCUUGUUGAGCGACCAGGCAGCCUCAGCGUCCACGGCAGCGGUACUUUCUUCGACUCUGGGAGGCGAUGACAACACAGCUGCCAAGAGCCGAUGGGUCGGUCAACCCACCGAUGUCGCGCUCUUAGACCUGAUGGACGCUUUCGGGGAAGACGACAUCCGGGAAAGACUCGGCGAGCGCAAGUUUGAGACACCGUUCAGCUCGGAGAGGAAGUGGAUGGGAGUCGUCGUUGGCGGUAAUUCCGGCAACCUCACCCCUGGAUCGGAGCACGCAUACAUCAAAGGCGCACUCGAACGGGUUCUAGACCGCUGUGAUACCUACGUAACGGCACAAGGGAAAGAGGUGGCACUGGACCAGGCACACAAGCAAGAAGCGAUGAAGGCCGCCGAUGCAAUGGCGCAAGAAGGCUUACGUGUACUCGGCUUUGCAAGCGGUGCGUCUCGCGGAAAGAAGAGGAAUGCCAGUGGUACCGCCUCGCCUGCUCCGUCCACCAGCUCCGCGCUUGGUGAUGAUGAGCAGUACCGCGGUCUUGCAUUCGCGGGCUUGGUCGGCAUGAACGACCCACCUCGUAAGGGUGUAGAAAGAGCCAUUCGGAGACUCAUGGCCGGCAAAGUCAAGGUCAUCAUGAUCACGGGAGAUGCAGAGACCACAGCAGUCGCCAUCGGCAAGAGUCUGGGUAUGCCAAUUAUGCCAAACUCAGCACUUGGACGCUCAGUCAUCCGUGGUGACGAACUGGAUCACAUGAGCGAGGAGGAACUUGCUCAGGCGAUUGCUACAACCUCGAUCUUUGCGCGAACUAGUCCUGAGCACAAGAUGAAGAUUGUCCGAGCGCUGCAAUCACGAGGCGAUGUCGUGGCAAUGACUGGUGACGGUGUCAACGAUGCGCCUGCGCUCAAGAAAGCAGAUAUUGGCAUCUCCAUGGGUCGACUUGGUACAGAUGUCGCCAAGGAAGCCGCAGACAUGAUUUUGACAGAUGACAACUUUGCGACUAUCCUCAACGCGAUCGAAGAGGGCAAGGGCAUCUUCUACAACAUCCAGAACUUCCUUACUUUCCAACUCAGCACCAGCGCGGCAGCAUUGAGCUUAGUACUCCUGAGCACCUUCCUUGGCUUCCAGAAUCCGCUCAAUGCCAUGCAGAUUCUGUGGAUCAACAUCCUCAUGGACGGCCCACCCGCACAGUCCCUCGGCGUAGAACCCGUCGACCCAGCCGUCAUGGCGCUUCCCCCUCGCCCACGCCACGCUCGCGUCCUAACCCGCCCACUCAUCCAACGCGUCCUCCAAUCUGCCACCAUCAUCAUGCUCGGCACCCUCACAACCUACUACCUCGAAAUGUCGACCGACAACCUCGUCACCGCCCGCGACACAACCAUGACCUUUACCUGCUUCGUCCUCUUCGACAUGUUCAACGCACUUACCUGCCGCUCCUCCAGCAAAUCCGUUCUUGCAGGCGAGAUUGGUGUCUUCGACAACAAGAUGUUUAAUUACGCUGUCGCGGGCAGCUUGCUUGGACAGCUAGCUGUUAUCUACUUUCCGCCGCUGCAAAGUGUUUUCCAGACUGAGGCCCUGGGUUUGGGCGAUCUCGCGCAUCUUGUUGCGGUCGCUAGUUGUGUGUUUUGGGCUGAUGAGGGCAGGAAGUGGUAUGUUAGGUGGAAGGGGCGGAGGGGGUAUGGUGGGGGGUAUAGUACUGUUGUUUGA